Messenger RNA from Nannospalax galili (Upper Galilee mountains blind mole rat), 602 nucleotides. RefSeq names its product protein FAM104A. Lineage: Eukaryota; Metazoa; Chordata; Mammalia; Rodentia; Spalacidae. The record is from RefSeq and is a predicted model, not a curated record.
AGUCAUCAAGGAGUGCUAAUGAAAGGAACCACAGCAACAUCAAUAACCCCAAGCGAGAAAAUGUACCAGAAAGCAGCUUAAACCAGAACAUUGCUGAACUUAACUCCAAUAUCCUUGAGUUCUCCCACGAGGACAAUGCACUGUGCUGGGGCCAAGGUCCUUACUCUCACAUUAACCAGAUCUUGAAGGAGGCUCAUUUCUUCAGCCUACAGCAGAGAGGACAAUCUCCGACAUGAUGACCUAGGCGCUCCUUCUCUCUUGUUUAUAAAAAGCAAUCGCUUUCACACAAAGCAGUCUUUUUGGCUUUUCUGUCUAUAUUUUCAGUAAGAGCUUAAUGGGCAAUUGUAUUUUUUGCUAUUUUGGUAUUUUGCUGCAAUUUCAGUGACCUUUUCUUAUGAUUUUCUUUCAAGUUGGGUGUCCAGUUCAUGUUAACAUAGGAACAUGAGGAUGCAUUCCUGAUACUGAACGCAAAAUGUGUCCAACUCAGGUUGGUUUCCAAGUCACUGGUGUAGGGUCUCCAUGUCAAGUAUCUUUUUAAAAUAUGAUUCCUCCUUUUGAAAUAUUUCAGUGUCCCAGAAAAGAAUGUGUGGUUUUCAUUUCCA